AUGGCCGAUCUACCUUGUAACGGAAUCGCCCGCUAUGCUUACAUUGGUUCCAGCAUAGAUCCGAACUCCGUGUCCAUGCACGCGGGAGAGGAGCUGACUGUGCUGGAGAAAAGCCAUGAUGGGACCUGGAUGCUCAUUGCCCUUGAGAACGGCAAACACGGUUGGGUUCCGACCAUUUGCUUGGCCCUUGAACCUCGACGCGAGCAGCGCGCGGAGUCGCCCAAGACCGUGGAAUCGCCCAAGACCGUGGAAUCGCCCAAGCGUGUGGAGUCGCCCAAGUCUCUGCCUACGACUCCGGCGCCUACCUGUGAGCCCACGGUCAUCGUUACUCACCCGGAGUACAUGGACCACAACACGAGGCGUGAGCUCUUGCGAACGAUCUCAGAUCACCAGCAGGGCCUUACCCCAAAGGAAAAGCUGGGUCUCUUCAAUUCCAAGAUCCCACGAUGCACCUGCUUCGAGGGGCUCAAACGACUCUGCGGCUGCUGCGCAAAGUGA
Messenger RNA from Symbiodinium sp. CCMP2592, 498 nucleotides. NCBI's taxonomy places the organism in Eukaryota, Dinophyceae, Suessiales, Symbiodiniaceae. The record is from the annotation of a GenBank genome assembly.